CACCAGCCUCAUUCCUACUUUGGACAUCUCAUCACCAUGAGCAGCAGCGACUCCGCCGUGUGGCACACCAUGUACCCGUCCGAACUGGCCAACACAACGUCCAACCCUAUCCGUAAGAUCGUGGACAACAUCAAAAUGCCGCAGAACCCCGUCAAGCCCAUCAUCCGGCUGUCGUUGGGCGACCCGACGGUGUUUGGCAACUUGUCGUGCCCGGACGUCCUCACCGACGCCAUCAUCCGCAACGUCAAGUCCCACAACCACAACGGAUACAUCCACUCGGCCGGCACGGAAGCCGCGCGCGCCGCCAUCGCCGCGCGGUACGGCUCGGUGGACGCGCCAUUGACCAAGGACGACGUGAUCAUCGCGAGCGGCGGGUCUGGCGCGUUGGACAUGGCCAUCACGGGCAUUUGCAACCCCGGCGACAACAUCUUGAUCCCUCGUCCAGCAUUCUCGUUGUACCAAGUGAUCGCGGACGCGCACAACAUCCACGUGCGGUACUACGACCUGCUCCCGGAAAAGAAUUGGGAGGCCGACCUAGUCGGCAUGGCGUCUCAAAUCGACAGCCGGACGCAGGCCAUCGUAAUCAACAACCCGUCCAACCCGUGUGGGUCUGUGUUCUCCAAGGAACACUUGCGCGGGAUUCUCAAAGUCGCCGAGACCCAUCGCGUGCCCAUCAUUGCCGACGAAAUCUACGGAGACAUGACGUACGGCGGCACCACGUUCUUCCCCAUCGCGUCGCUGACCACGACCGUGCCCGUGGUAUCUGUGAGCGGUUUGGCCAAGCAGUUCUGCAUCCCCGGGUGGCGCGUCGGCUGGAUCGCUGUGCAUGACCGCCACGACAUUCUCAAGGACAUCCGCACGGCAUACUUUAAGCUGUCGACGAUUGUACUUGGUGCCAACUCGCUCGUGCAAAGUGCCAUUCCGGACAUCCUGACGCCGGCCCCCGGCAGCGAAGAGGAAAAAUCGCUCGCGGCGUUCAAAACCAAAUACUACUCGACGUUGGAGGCCAACGCCCAGUUCACGCUGGACACGCUCCAGACGAUCCCGGGACUUCACGUCGUGGUGCCCCAAGGCGCCAUGUACGUCAUGUGUGGCAUCGACAGGACGUUGCUCGCCGACAUUGCUGACGACCUCGACUUUACCCAGAAAUUGCUCCUCGAAGAAGGAGUGUUUGUCCUGCCAGGCCAAUGCUUCAACAUCCCCAACUUUUUCCGCGUCGUGUUCUCGGCGCCCCAAGACAAGUUGGCCGAAGCCUACGAACGCAUUCGUGUGUUUUGCCAACGUCACUCGAAAUAAACCAGCCUUCCCGUUUAAUCCAAUAAAUCUAACAAUAAAUCUAAUCGUGACCAACCACUUCUUGGUCCACUGCACCUUGUC
This is a messenger RNA of Aphanomyces astaci, 1377 nucleotides long. Its product is annotated as tyrosine aminotransferase. The coding region runs from base 37 to 1296 and encodes 419 amino acids. The record is from RefSeq and is a predicted model, not a curated record. Gene Ontology annotation, biological process: aromatic amino acid metabolic process; biosynthetic process. Lineage: Eukaryota; Oomycota; Saprolegniomycetes; Saprolegniales; Verrucalvaceae. Gene Ontology annotation, molecular function: L-tyrosine:2-oxoglutarate transaminase activity; pyridoxal phosphate binding. The transcript has a single exon.